Molecule: messenger RNA, 459 nt
Organism: Danaus chrysippus (African queen)
Lineage: Eukaryota; Metazoa; Arthropoda; Insecta; Lepidoptera; Nymphalidae
Source: the annotation of a GenBank genome assembly
AUGUCGCUCGUUAUCCCGGAUAAAUUCCAACAUAUUCUUCGUAUUAUGAAUACGAAUAUUGAUGGCAAACGCAAGGUUAUGUUUGCGAUGACCGCUAUUAAGGGAGUCGGUCGCAGAUAUUCCAAUAUUGUAUUGAAAAAAGCCGACAUCGACUUGGACAAGCGUGCCGGAGAAUGUACCGAAGAAGAGGUUGAGAAAAUUGUAACAAUCAUGUCACAUCCGAGACAAUACAAAAUUCCCGACUGGUUCCUCAACAGACAGAAGGAUAUUGUUGACGGCAAGUACAGCCAACUGACAUCAUCUAACUUGGACUCGAAGCUUCGUGAGGAUUUGGAGAGAUUGAAGAAGAUCAGGGCUCACAGAGGCAUGCGUCACUACUGGGGUCUCCGAGUGCGCGGACAACACACCAAGACAACCGGCAGACGCGGUAGAACCGUCGGUGUGUCCAAGAAGAAGUAA